AUGCAAAGGUAUCAUGCUACCAACUGCACUAGUGCAGUCAAUAACAGUGCAGUUGGUGGCUCAUUAGGCAGGGAUAAUACUUCCCGUGCUGAGUCAUCUUCCCUUCCAGCUAACUUUCCAUUAAAUCGGCGUACUUCACAACUUGCACCAUACAAAUUGAGGUGUGAGAAAGAACCCCUGAAUUCAAGGCUACCACCACCAGACUUUCACCCUCCAACUGCAAAUUGCCCAGAGGAGACACUUACAAAAGACUAUGUAUUGGGUGGAUACAGAGAAACAGUUGAGGGGCUUGAGGAAUCAAGAGAGAUCUCUUUAUCACAGAUUCCAACUUUCACAAAGCCUGUCAUUUUAAAAUGCAAGGAGGCAAUUAGAAAAUAUCACAGAGCAAUCAAUGAAUCUCGUGCUCAAAAACGCAAGGCUGGUCAAGUUUAUGGAGUUCCUCUUACUGGUAAUUUAUUGAGUAAGCCUGGUUUUUUUCCAGAACAAAAAGCUAGUGGUGAAGAUUUCCGGAAGAAAUGGAUUGAGGGAUUAUCGCAACAACAUAAACGUUUGCGAUCAUUAGCUGAUCAUGUUCCUCAUGGGUAUAGAAGGAAAUCACUUUUUGAAGUUCUUAUUAGAAACAAUGUACCUUUAUUAAGGGCAACUUGGUUUAUCAAAGUAACUUAUCUCAAUCAGGUUCGGCCUGGGUCUUGUACGUCUUCCGGUUCGCCUGACAAGACUCGGUUUUUGCGGUCAGAUCAGUGGACGAAGGAUGUUAUUGAGUAUUUACAGUAUCUUUUGGAUGAAUUUGUUUCAAAAAAUAAUUCCCAUUCUACCCUUCACCUGAAGGACCGGUCUCCUCAGUUUGCUUAUGGUGGUGGGGUCCAGCAUAAGAACGAUGUGUUGGCGGUUGUUGAUGGUGAGGAGCCGUCUGUGCAUUUUAAAUGGUGGUAUGUGGUGAGGAUUAUACAGUGGCAUCAUGCUGAAGGGUUGCUUUUGCCUUCUUUGAUUAUCGAUUGGGUUCUCAAUCAGUUGCAGGAGAAGGAAUCACUGGGGACACUACAACUACUAUUACCAAUCAUAUAUGGUGUCAUAGAAACAAUCAUCUUAUCUCAAAACUAUGUGCGUACACUUGUCGCAAUCGCAAUCCGUUUCAUCCAUGAACCCUCACCCGGAGGAUCCGACCUUGUGGAAAAUUCCCGUAGGGCCUACACCAUGUCCGCCCUAAUCGAAAUCCUCCGAUACCUAAUCCUCGCAGUCCCCGACACUUUCGUUUCCCUAAACUGCUUCCCUUUACCACCUUCAAUCCUCUCAAAUCCCACCACCGACAAUAACUCCUUAAUCACAAGGGUCAAACCCGCCACAUCUUCUGAACUUCAGGGACCAUUUUCGUCAAUCGAAACUCUCGUGUACUCCAUUCAGAAAUGCACGAUGAAUCUCGCGAGAGCUGCGAGGCCAGGGUACCCGGGGCAUAAUGUUGCGAAAUCGGUUCGUGAACUGGAUAAAGCUGUUACACAUGGGGAUAUUGUUAACGCGUAUAAAUGUUUGUUUGAGGAUUUUAAUGAUGAGAAUGUUGAUAAAAGGUGGAUGGCUGAUGUCAGCGCGAGUCUACAGUCGUCUCUGAAAUGGGUCGGAACGGUGAACUCGGCGUUUGUGUGUUCGGUUUUUUUUGUGUGCGAGUGGGCCACAUGUGAUUUUCGGGAUUCCAGGAAUGCCCCUGUUGAAGGUGUGAAGUUCAGUGGCAAAAGAGACUUUUCACAGAUAUAUAUCGCCACCAGGAUUCUCUCGAUGAAAAUGAGAAACAAGAGAAGAAAAGUCAAAGAUUUGUCUCGUUUCUUUCAGAGUCCGGGCCCGUUGCAUGAUGUUAUUGUCUGUUGGCUUGAUCAACACCAGGUUCAAAAUGGAGAAGGGUUUAAACGGGUUCAGUUAUUGAUAACCGAGUUGACUCGAUCGGGUAUUUUUUACCCUCAAGCAUAUGUGAGAGAGCUUAUUGUUAGUGGGAUCAUGGGUAAGAACGACAAUUUACUUGACAUUGAAAGGAAAAGGAGACAUUAUAAGCUCUUGAAACAUCUUCCUGGGUCUUAUGUUCAAGAUUCACUAGAAGAAGCACAGAUUGCUGAUGUGUCGCUUAUCUCUGAAGCCAUGCAGAUUUAUACAAACGAAAGGCGGCUUUUACUUCAUGAAAAUGUUAUUACCACAAAUGGAAAAAACAAUCAUAAGUUUGGUAGAAUACCUUCGCCGAAAAAUGUCAAGAUUGAAGAAGUAAUGGCUUCGAUUUCGGUUCUCCUCCACUUUCCGAAUUCCAACGGAAACGGAAUUGAUGAUUCCCAUGGUGUAAAAAGGCCCGUUGGGCCGGUAGUUAGCGAAGGACCAACACCUGGAUGUGAAGAAUGUAGAAGAGCCAAGAGACAAAAAGUUGAAGAAAAGAGCCCGUUUCUUCAUUUGUCAGAUGAUGAGGAUAUUUGGUGGGUUAGAAAAGGUGGUGUUACUGUUAAACCCAUGGAUUCUUUCCGGGUUGACCCGCCCGUGAAACCCAUAAAGCAACCCACAAGAGGGAGACAAAAAAUCGUGAGGAAAACCCAAAGUCUCGCCCAAUUAGCAGCUGCUAGAAUUGAAGGUAGUCAAGGGGCAUCCACUAGUCAUGUAUGCGACAGUAGAGUAAACUGCCCUCAUCAUCGAAAUGGCACCGAUGUCCCUAAACCACCAGAUUCCGUCGGAAUCACCAAUUCUGCCGGAAUCAGUAAUUCCAGAGACAUUUCUUCGAUCGGGAAAGUAAUUAAACGGAUCCCAUUAGAUGAGAAGAGGGUUAUUGUUGUUUGGUUGAUGGGUAUUGUGAAACAACUCGUUGAAGAGGCCGGAAAGGUGACUGAUUCCGGACCAAAAUCCGGUCAGUUUGGCCGGAAUCUACCGGUUGUUGAUGAUAAAGGGUUGGGAAAAUGGAAACUUGGUGAAGAUGAAUUAUCUAAUAUACUGUAUUUGAUGGAUGUUUGUGAUGAUUUGGUUUCUGCUGCUAGAUUUCUUGUUUGGUUGUUGCCUAAGGUUCAUGUCAAUCCGAUUCCUACUGUUCAUGGAGGGAGGAAUGUCAUGAUUGUUCCAAGGAAUGUUGAAAACCAAUUGUGUGCAGUUGGAGAGGCGUAUAUUUUAUCAUCUCUUAAAAGGUAUGAAAACAUCCUUGCUGCAGCUGAUCUCAUUCCGGAAACUUUAACCGCGAUGAUGCAUCGAGCAUCACUAGUCAUGUCUUCCAAUGGCCGUCUUUCCGGUUCCCCAUCUUUAAUCUUUUCCCGCCAAAUGUUAAAAAAAUACGCUGACGUGGCAACCGUCAUUGACUGGUCAAAGACCUUCAAAACAACAUCCGAUAAAAGACUCAUCAUGGAACUCGAAUCCGGCCGAUCAUCAGACGGCGAGUUUGGUUUCCCACUCGGUGUCCCGGCCGGAAUCCAAGAUUUCGACGAGUUCCUCCGCCAAAAAAUCACCGGAAUUCGUAUUUCCAGAGUUGGUUUGGGCAUGCGUGACACCGUCCAAAGACUUAUAGACGAAAACAUCCCUUCAUUUUACGGUCAAGACAAAAAGUCAACCUUCCCGGUCAAACGACCCGUGGAUGACGGGUACCCGAUAGCCCAACAAGUCGUAAAAGGGUUGUUAGAUUGCAUGAGACAAACGGGCGGGGCAGCCCAAGAAGGCGACCCGACUUUAGUUGCCUUUGCGGUUUCCGCAGUCGUAACUAAUGUCGGACAAGUGAUUGGUAAAAUUACCGAAAUAACCCCGGCGAGUUGUUUAUUUGCAAGACAUAUAUUAAAGAUUCAUUUGACGAUUUUGUCCCUACUAAAGGACGCAUUAGGUGAACGACAAAGUCGAGUGUUCGAAAUCGCCCUUGCAACAGAAGCUUCUUCUGCACUUUCCCAAGUAUUUACCCCUCCGAAAGCUUCCCGUGGUCAACUACAGCUUUCCCCCGAUACCCGUGAUCCAGGGGUAAAUUCGUCCAACGAAAAAACGUAUUCCAAACCUGCUAAAACAACCGGUGCGAUUUCCGCUCUUGUUAUUGGGGCGGUUCUUCAGGGGAUUGCGAGUCUUGAAAGAAUGGUGACUGUUUUUAGACUGAAAGAAGGGCUGAAUGUGAUUCAGUUUGUUAGGUCAACACGGUCAAACUCGAAUGGAAAUGUCCGGUCAACGCCAGUCAACGAUUCGAAAAUUGAUAAUUUGGUUGAAGUUUCGGUUCAUUGGUUCCGUGUUUUAAUCGGUAACACCAGAACCGUUUCCGACGGGUUCAUAGUCGAACUUUUGGGUGAAUCUUCCAUAAUUGCCCUUACAAGAAUCCAAAGAAUGCUUCCGGUCAACUUAGUCUUCCCUCCCGCAUUUGCCAUUUUCGGGUUUUUAAUAUGGAAACGGUUCAUUCUAAACCCGAAUGUCAUCACCCGUGACAACAUCACACAGUUAUUCCAAUCUUUAACCUCUGGAAUCACUGAUGCCAUCAAGCAUUUACCUUUCCGUGACGUAUGCCUCCGUGAAUGUUCAACAUUAUACGAUCUUGUAGCCUCGGACCCCACCGAUUCUGAAUUCGCAGCAUUCCUCGAUUCCAACGCCCCAAAAGUUUCCGCGUUUGUCCCGUUGCGUGCCCGGGUCUUUUUAAACUCCAUCAUUGAUUGUCAAUUACCUCCAGAAUUGGUGAAUCCGGAGGAUGCGAGUCGUGUUUCCGGACAUUCUGAGUCGCUUCUCGAAAAACUCGUACACAUUCUUGAUACUUUACAACCUGCGAAGUUUCAUUGGCAAUGGGUCGAACUUAGACUAUUGUUAAACGAACAGGCUUUAAUUGAAAAAAUGGAAGGUCGUGAUGCUUCUUUGGUUGAAGCUUUGAACUCUUUUUCACCAGAUGGGACUUCUGAGAAUGAAAAUAAUUUCAUUCAAAUGGUGUUGACCCGGCUUUUGGUCAGACCCGAUGCGGCCCCACUUUUUUCAGAAGUAGUCCACCUUUUGGGGAGAUCUUUAGAAGAUGAAGUUUUACUACAAGCUAAAUGGUUUCUCAGAGGACAUGAUGUUUUAUUUGGGAGGAAGUCGAUUAGACAAAGGUUAAUUAAUAUAGCCGAUAGUAAAGGGCUUUCGACUAAACCCCAGUUUUCGAAACCGUGGGGUUGGUGUAAUGGAAGUAAUUCCAUUCCGGGGUUGAAGAAAGGGAAUCAGAAACGCAAGUUUGAGGUUGUCGAAGAAGGGGAAGUGGUGGAAGACGGGAACGGAAUCGAAACGAAACGGAAUACGAAUAUUGAAGCAUUUGUGGUUACGCAACAGAAUGUGACGGAAAGGGCUUUGGUGGAAUUAUUGCUUCCGUGUAUUGAUGAAAGUUCGGAGGAUUCACGGGUUACGUUUGCAGGUGAUUUGAUUAAACAGAUGAAUGAGAUUGAGCAACAGAUAAGCGGGGUUACAAAUGGAGCGAAUAAACAGGCCGGAAUGGCUGUUUCCGGAGCUGAGGGUCCGGUGAGUAAAGCGAAUACAAGGAAGGGAAUCAGAGGCGGGAGUCCGGGAUUAGCGAGACGGAAUCCACCACCCGUUGAAGUGAUUCUACCUUCACCUUCGGCUUUGAGGUCUUCCAUGUCGUUGCGUUUACAGUUGCUGUUAAGACUGCUUCCUGUAAUCUGUGCUGAUGGGGAGCCAUCAUCACGUAGCAUGAGGCACAUGCUAGCUUCAGUGGUCCUUCGUCUACUUGGAAGCAGAGUUGUACAUGAAGAUGCAGAUCUUUCUAGCCCAGCUUCAAGAUUUUCCAUCAAGAGAGAAGUGGAGUCCAUGAUCGAAUCAUCUGGGACCGUUGAUCUUGGUGGAAGUCUUUUUGACCGUUUAUUAUUGGUGCUGCAUGCACUCUUGAGUGGGUGUCAGCCACACUGGAUGAAACCCAAAACUCUCUCCAAGUCCACCAUUGAAGCCACCACCACCACCACAACCACCACAAAUUUAUAUGAUCGUGAAGCCGCCGAAAGCUUGCAGAAUGAGCUGGACAACAUGCAACUUCCGGAAGCGGUGAGGUGGCGGAUACAAACUGCAAUGCCAUUCGUUUUCCCCUCCUUAAAGUUCACAAUCUCCUGCCAGCCACCAAACAUCCCUUUGUCAGCCAUCACCUCUCUCCAACCACCCGUACCUGUACCCGCUUCUGGAACCAUCCGGAACAUGCCAUCACGAGCCACCUCAAACGGUCCAACAAAACCCACCAAACCCAUACCCCCACCCAUACCCUCAUCACAACCCGACCCGGAUACCGAAAUCGACCCGUGGACCCUUCUAGAAGACGGAGCCGGGUCAGGCCCAUCUUCCAUAAAUGGAUCCGCAAUCGCGGGGACGGAUCACGCGAAUCUGAAAGCGUCCACCUGGCUCAAGGGUGCAGUGAGGGUCCGGAGGAUGGACCUCACUUACAUCGGUGCUAUAGAUGAUGACAGCUGAUUACACCACACCUCCCAAAAAGUCAAAAAGUCAAACCCUGUGAAAUUAUCAUUUUGGGGUUGUGGCCUGCGAAAAGGCAUGGAUGGGUAGGCGGGCACGUGGGGGUUUUAUGACAGACAAAACACACAAAAAUACAUUCGAUGGCUAACCUAACCGUGUGGUUGGUGGUUGGGAGAUUUGUUGUAAAUAUAGAGGGAAAUGAUUCGAAAAAUGAUAUGUCAAGUUUGUUUUGUUGUUGGGGGGUAUUUUAGGAAAUAAUAUUUUACAACAAGGGUCUUUUCAGUUUUCACAACACACUUGUGUAUUAUUAUUAUUAUUAUUGGUUACUCAUGGAGUAUCGUGGAAGGUUAU
This is a messenger RNA of Lactuca virosa, 6750 nucleotides long. Lineage: Eukaryota; Viridiplantae; Streptophyta; Magnoliopsida; Asterales; Asteraceae. The record is from the annotation of a GenBank genome assembly.